This is a messenger RNA of Octopus sinensis (East Asian common octopus), 1482 nucleotides long. RefSeq lists its product as uncharacterized. Lineage: Eukaryota; Metazoa; Mollusca; Cephalopoda; Octopoda; Octopodidae. The coding region runs from base 217 to 1227 and encodes 336 amino acids. The record is from RefSeq and is a predicted model, not a curated record. The transcript is spliced from 6 exons.
CAUACACACACACACAGAGGCAGACACACACACACAGACGUACACACAAACAUAUAGAUGUUUAACCGUACACACGUACAUACGGCUGGCUCUCUACAUCUCUCGCUCGUUCUGUUUAGAAAGAAAAAGUCUCGCUAGGUCAGUGACGAGUCUGCUUUUGUUGUUGUGUUUUAGCUGUAGUCUUGUUAUAUAUAUUAAUUCCUCUAUUUAGCUGACAUGUCUAUGCUAACACGAACGGGUACAACAGUCAGAAAGCAUCGUCGCAGAUCGUUGGGCCGAGUAAAUAGCAGACGGGGUUCGGCUCCGACCAUACUGCAACAAUGCACGAGUCAGCAUACCCUUUUAAGGGUCAAUUCUGGAAAGAGGGCUUAUCUUACGCCGCAACCAUCGCCUUCAAAAAGCGUGUCGUUUACAUUUGACCCGGAGCGUAGGAACAAUGUCGCCGCUGUGGAUUCAAUGCGAAGGGGAUCCGUCCGUCUUUACGAGAAAAGACUAUCUGUCUCCAGAGAAGAAAGUCAGGAUCAAGCGACAGUUGGAACGAAAGAGGCGGCAGUCAUGGAGAAUGCGAUUGAAUUCCCUCCCGUCAAAGUUAUGUAUGGCACCACUGUCUAUUGGACAGAAAAUGUUGAAGCUGAACAGUCCUCCUCGUUCAUAUCCAGUAUGGGCGGAGCUUGCUCUGAAGCCUCUGGAACAUGUGACUUUAUUAGUCGUGCCUUCACCAUUAUCACAGGAACAUGGACGGUAACCGUGUUCAUAGGGGCUCUGCUGCUUCUGCCAUUACUAAUGAGUGCAAUAGGUGUGAAAUAUCUCGAUGAAUGUCCCAAGGAGCCAAAAAUACCAAUUUACCUUUUAGUCGGCGGAUCAUUUGGUGCCCUCAAAUUAGUACUUGUUUUGUGGCGUCAGGUCAAAUUUCACCGCUACGAAUAUGACGACCAUUUCACUGAUAGUGAAAAGUUUUUUUCAGCAUCACAUGUCACGCAAAUGUCACUGACAGUGUUUUUGGCCGUUUGGUUCGGCUUUGGUAAUUACUGGCUUUAUUCUAUCUGGAAACCACAUUUCCAGGCUCCGCUACAUGAACCUCGUAAUUGGUGCUCAGAAACAGUGUUUCGUUUCACAUUUUGGCAGCUACUGUCUUGUCAUGUUUUGGUUUGCUGCUCCAUCCUUUUGACAUUUGUUUUACUCAUAACCUACAGAUGUUACAAAAUUUGUAAAAUAGAAAAAAGCUAAUAUGAAACAAACUAAUAAUUACUUAUAAAAUGAAAAUGAAAAAUAAACAUCAACAGAACUAAUUCUCUCAGUUUUAAGAAGCUAACGAGAAGUAGGAGAAUGAAUAUCACUGAGAAAUAAGUGAUCUAUUGUAUAAUAACAAAAUGAACGAUUAACGACAAGAAACGACGUUAUGUCUAUCUGUCUAUCAAUUUCUGUGUGCACGUAUGUAUGCAUACAUGUAUGUAUGUAUGUAUGUAUAUAUACAUGCAUGUC